This is a messenger RNA of Parathielavia appendiculata, 923 nucleotides long. RefSeq lists its product as uncharacterized. Bases 216 to 848 code for a protein of 210 amino acids. NCBI's taxonomy places the organism in Eukaryota, Fungi, Ascomycota, Sordariomycetes, Sordariales, Chaetomiaceae. The record is from RefSeq and is a predicted model, not a curated record. The transcript has a single exon.
CUGCAUGUGUGCCUUCGGGCUCGGCAAGGACGGGAGAGAGGACAUGCACGGGGCGACCUGUCGACAGGAACGCAACCAGCUCUGGCCCAGGGGGCGCACAUGGCACAUUUUACCAUAAGAUACAUAACACAGUCAGUUGCCACAGGCCCCUGCCCAAUCACCCACCCUCCCAUGCUUGCAGACACGGGAGCUGUUCACAAGUCAUCCCCAACAUCAUGCCCAUCACGUAUCACCGCCCAAGCCCCAGGAUCAAGCCAACGACAUCACUUGGAAAGACAAAGGGUCCACAUUAUCUGAAGCCCCUGACCGUUCCAUAUCCCACAGCACACCAACAACGCCGUGAACCUCCCAGAACAAACAACAUUAGGCAAAAACAAUCCAUUUCCGUCCCCUUAAGCAGCCAUGAACGCCGUGGCUCAGCAGACUCUAGCCUCCUCCUGCCCAAGUGUCACAGGGUAUUGUUGUUACAUGCCAAUACCAAAAGGAUACCUCCCUUUCCUUCACCCUCCUCACCUCGGCACGAUAUUUCUCUCCUUCCAUCAGUUCAUCAUUUUCUAUGCUCGAGUCCUUCUCUCUCCACAUGCCGGCCUCCCUUGAGCCGAGACCGCUGGGCUCGGAGAGCGGCCUCACAGUCACAGCCGAUCCACACCAUGAGCCUUGGUGCCGAACAGGAUCCCCGAUCUUUAACCGACCAAGUCGCUCAUGAUAUUUUUGAACUGGGCAGCCGCGGCGGCAACCGAAGACGACCCCGGACUCUGCUGACGGCCGCUGCCGUUGCUCUUGAGCUCGCUUGUUGCAUGAUAUCUUUAGCAGCUUCGCUGUCCUUGUCAUCCUGCAAAGGCGGAUAGUCGGGCUCGUUGAUAUCGCAGGUAGAAACCUCAAAAAGCAGAACCUAAAAGCCAACGCAAAAGAAAAAAAAAAAA